ACUCUCCAAACAAAUGGAAUCUAGAGAUCUGAAAAUCCUGAUGGAUCCUCGUGGAAUGAUUUCCCGCCCUCCCCCUCCUCUUUUGGCUUCAUCUUUCAUACCACAAAUUCACUCCAUCCAGAGAGGGAGUGAGCUGGUUUGAACCAACACGAGACUUGAAGAAAAGGACCUAGAAAGACAAAGACAUAGAAGAGGAGGGAAACGUGAUCUCAGUUUGAGCUGAUCCCACUGCCGCUGGACGGAGACAAAGCUUGCAGAAGCGCUGCAGAAACCUCACAGAGUAGACAUGUCCUCCACAGUGAAUCCUCUCGUCCUCUAUUCUCUGUGCCUGAUUGUGGGUUCAGUCUGGAGCCAGAGCUCCACUCAUGAUGCCUUCAUAAUCCAGUACCUGGAGAGAAGACUGCUCCAGAUGGAGGAGCGUCUGAGUCAGUGUGAGCUCAACACGCAGAGCAUCACCCAGAAGAACUACGACCUCUCCUCUGAGAUCCGGGUUUCUCUGUCCACACUCAGUCUGCUGAGAUCGGAGGUGAAGAGCCAGGUGGACGACCUUUCAAUGCGCAUGGAUCGAGUGGAGAGAGAGCUGGAGUACUUGGAGAAUAAAAUUCCAACUCCGCCAAAUAUUGAGAUGGAAGAAGCUCUGCUGGAGCAACAGAUAAAGGAUGCAAAGCUGGAGCAGCUGAAGAAGAAAGCUGGAAUCAAAGUGGAGAAUGACUGCAGGACAACUCUGAGUCAGAUCAAGUCUCUGAAGAUUGUGAAAAAGGCUGGAGACGUGUACGGCUCGUGGUUAAAGGACACCUCUAAAGGAUCCAAUAAGGUCUACCUGUUCAGUGGAAUUCGGAACAAAACAGUGCUUGAGUUUCCGUCGCUGCAAAGCUUCAAAAAGAAGGCGAAGCCUCAGACGAAGCAGUUGCAGCUGCCGUUCCACUGGCAGGGCACAGGGCACGUGGUCCUCGAUGGAUUCCUGUACUACCACAAGGCAGAUACCCCCAACCAGAUCCUGAAGUUUGAUCUACUUAACAGCACAGUGGUGGACAGGACUUUCAUACCAGGGGCAGGCAAGCUCCCCACCUACAGUCUGAAUCUCAACACCUACAUGGACCUGGCAGUCGAUGAACUGGGCCUCUGGGUUAUUUAUGCUGAUCCUGACUAUGGAGGAAACCUGGUCAUCACCAAACUGGAUAAAGGAACUUUGGCAGUGGAGUAUACCUGGGAUACACAGUGUAAAAGUCGAGAUGCUGAAGGGGCGUUCUUGAUGUGCGGGACCCUUUAUGUGGUCUACAACACAGGCUAUGGAGGGCGCUCCACCAUACAGUGUCUGUAUGACAUUCAUGACACCAUCCACAGCAAUGAGAGUCCUGUGAUGUUCUUUCCAAAGCGCUACAGCAGCCACAGCAGCAUCCACUAUCACCCCGGAGACAAGCAGCUGUAUGCCUGGGACGAUGGCUACCAAACCAUUUACGAAGUGGAGACACGCAGGAGUUACUGAUUCCUCAGAGUGAUGCUUGACUUCUUUUUUACAUUUAUGGCUUCAAACAUCACAAAGAACUUUUCAUGGUGAGGCUGGAAAGGCUGCUUAUCCAGUCAUCUUGUCCUUGUGAUCAGUGCUGGCUUUGCUAAUGAGAUAGUUUCUUCCUCCUAAAGAAGAUCAGUCACUAAAGGUUUCUAAUGCAACUGUAACUUUUAUGGUUUUAUUAGUCAACAAUAAAGAUCUAUGCUUUUUUUCUUGGCAUCUUUAUGAAGUCUCCUUUUUGAGAGGAAAAAUGAAAUACACUCAAAUGUUUAUUUUCAGAGUCCAGGGUAAAUGUUCUGCUGGAUGUCACUUUGAAUUAAAUGAGUUGGUUGUUGAUCAACAACCAGAUACCAUACACCGCGGACACCACAGGAGGUCCCACACAGCUCAUCAAAAGUUCAAAAGUUGACCGUUUGAAGGAAAAUUGUUGGAUCCACAACUCCUCUGUAAAAUCACCAACCACUACCCCAAAAU
This is a messenger RNA of Oryzias melastigma (Indian medaka), 1984 nucleotides long. RefSeq names its product olfactomedin-like 1 (gene olfml1). The coding region runs from base 287 to 1486 and encodes 399 amino acids. The record is from RefSeq and is a predicted model, not a curated record. Gene Ontology annotation, biological process: signal transduction. NCBI's taxonomy places the organism in Eukaryota, Metazoa, Chordata, Actinopteri, Beloniformes, Adrianichthyidae. The transcript has 8 exons.